CUCCCGGACCAGAUAAUGGUCUAAGACAAUAGACCAGCACGUUAAAGUCGUUAGAGUCGUUGAAAGACGAUCUAUAUUUUUGACUAAAACCCCAGGGGUCGAGCUCUGAUAGCCUCUUGUUGUGGUCUAUGGAAUCUGGGGGAACGCGUCAUGACGGUUAAUUUGACGUCGAAGGACCAUAUCAAAAUCCAUUUGGCUCAUAGAACAGUAGAACAGGUAGGGCUUUGGGCCUCACCUCCGUUUUGCUACACAACCUUACUACCUCACCGAACGUACACACGAGGAGAACCAAGAGCGGGCCUACAUAGCCGCUUCAAGGAGGAGUGACCGCUCAUUGGAAGCGCGCGUAGAAUCGGCCAGGCGCGCAUCAGAAAUACACAAGCGACGGACCGGCAGGUCAUUACGAGUCUCUGAGGAAGAUGUAAUAAACGAAGAGAUGUAUGAGGAGGAGGAAGACGAUCUCCCACACCAUUAUCGGUACCACGGCGCCCAUCUUCAUAGCCACCCCAGCGAUUUCAACAGCCCUGAGUUCUCAGAUUACCUCACGAACAACCUUCAUGUGCGGACAGCUCUUGAAGGGGCCCUACGAAACUCAUAUGCUUCACAGGCAGUUACACAGACAGCGCAGCAUGCAAGCCAGGUUCCCAGUUCUUAUCCGAACGUCGCCAGUUUGAUGAAUGCGCAUAUGAAUUACCAGGCGCAAAUGAUGAGCGAUAGCCACCCGCCGCCGUAUGGUAUGCCUCAUAUCAUGCCGACAAUGCCAAUCACCAUACCUCCGCCUACAGCAUAUUUGCCGCAACAUCAGUUUCAAAAUUUCGAUCCACAGCUAGGGGCUACGCAGAGUAUCGCCAAUCGACGUCUCUAUCCCAACCAGUGUCAAGCCGAGUCUGCGAUGAAACUUCAGCAAUCAGCGGCAGUUAAGUCGCCAAGUCCGGAUACUUCGAAGCCAAGUCGUGGCAAGUCUAUGCCAGUCGAAAUAAAAUCCGAGUCGCCUGCCUUGCAAUCUAUCGAGCAAUCCCAGGCGGCGAAAGUUUGUCGAUCGUUUGAGCAACGAUCGCAGCUCUCGAAACGGCCUGAGCCUGUUGAUUUCAACAGCACGGAUAGUUCUAUCACGGCAGGAGUAUCAUGCGACAAAACAUACAUACCGCAGGUCAACAUCCAGGAUUCAGAUACCGAGUUCAACCCGUUUGCAACUGCGACGCCACAGGAUGACGGAAUCUUCAAUGAGAAUCUUGGAUUUCCAAACGAUCCCCUAAUGGGCAUGCUUAUGGCUGGCAAUGACGCGAUCAAUGCGCCUGCUUCUUUUGACAGCAGCUUGGAUACUUCCUACGCCGGAACACCCGCGAGAAAGCUAGAUUUAGCCACGAAGACUCAUGUCGGCGGACUGGACUCAACUGUCGGGGGUGGCAUUGCACCCGCCCAGCUAGAAUCAGCUGCCGUGAAAAAAGACCUUGAUGUGAUAUCGGGAGUUCCAAACAGAUUGAAGAGUGUCGCGACUGCAAUUACAAGAACGAGCGCCACCGGAACUCCAGCGAUUGCGCCAGACAAAUGGAAUGAAUGGAUUGAGCAGGGAGAGUUGGACGGUGUUCCCCAGUGACACUGGCUUACCCUUUUCUCUCGAGCCAGCCAUUGAUUUCUUAUAUAUAUAUUAAUGCUAGAAAUAUUGGCUGGAUGCAUUAUUAUUUUGCAUUAUUGGUAGAUAGGGGCUUCAGCCAGUUUAGACUGUUUGAUACACAUAGAUUGCACACAGAUGAGAACAGGCUAUUAUGACCGGUGUAUCAGAGCACAAUUAGAG
This is a messenger RNA of Pseudogymnoascus verrucosus, 1795 nucleotides long. RefSeq lists its product as uncharacterized. The transcript has 3 exons. NCBI's taxonomy places the organism in Eukaryota, Fungi, Ascomycota, Leotiomycetes, Thelebolales, Thelebolaceae. Bases 437 to 1597 code for a protein of 386 amino acids. The record is from RefSeq and is a predicted model, not a curated record.